AUGGCUGAGCAAGUACGUGCAUCUCACCUGCUAAUUAAGCAUAAGGGCUCGCGCCGUCCCGCUUCACGUCUGUCUGACAACAUUACGCGCUCAAAGGAAGAAGCAAUUCAACAGCUACUUGAGCUGCGCUCGCAGAUUGUGUCUGGCCAGGCCAAGUUUGAGGACCUGGCAAAGCAAUUUAGCGAUUGCAACAGCGGUACGCGCGGUGGUGACCUUGGUCCUUUUGGCCGUGGCAUGAUGCAAAAACCGUUUGAAGACGCUACAUUUGCACUUAAGAUACCAUAG
This is a messenger RNA of Plasmopara halstedii, 285 nucleotides long. RefSeq names its product peptidyl-prolyl cis-trans isomerase nima-interacting 1-like. The transcript is spliced from 5 exons. Gene Ontology annotation, molecular function: peptidyl-prolyl cis-trans isomerase activity. Lineage: Eukaryota; Oomycota; Peronosporomycetes; Peronosporales; Peronosporaceae. The coding region runs from base 1 to 285 and encodes 94 amino acids. Gene Ontology annotation, cellular component: nucleus; cytosol. The record is from RefSeq and is a predicted model, not a curated record.